AUGUCAAAGAUACCAAGAAGUUUUAGACUAUUAGAAGAGCUAGAAAAGGGAGAGAAAGGAUUUGGUCCAGAGUCCUGUAGCUAUGGGCUAGCGGAUAGCGACGAUAUCACAAUGACAAAUUGGAACGGUACUAUCUUAGGCCCCCCUCAUAGCAAUCAUGAAAAUAGAAUAUAUUCAUUAGAGAUUGUGUGUGGACCAAACUAUCCGGAUGAACCACCAAAGGUAAAAUUUGUCUCAAAGGUUAAUCUCCCCUGUAUUGAUGACAAGACUGGUGAGAUUAAGGAAAAAGAGUUCCAUACUCUUCGUGAUUGGAAAAGAUCGUACACUAUGCAAACUGUGUUACUUGAACUAAGAAAAGAAAUGGCUCUUCCUGCUAACAAGAAGCUUCCACAACCUAAGGAAGGCACUACUUUCUGA
Molecule: messenger RNA, 417 nt
Organism: Kazachstania africana CBS 2517
Lineage: Eukaryota; Fungi; Ascomycota; Saccharomycetes; Saccharomycetales; Saccharomycetaceae
Gene: MMS2
Product: E2 ubiquitin-conjugating protein MMS2
Exons: 2
Coding region: 1-417 (138 amino acids)
Biological process (GO): protein K63-linked ubiquitination; DNA damage tolerance
Cellular component (GO): nucleus
Source: RefSeq, a predicted model, not a curated record